UAUUAACAGCCAAUAACAUUAUUUCCUACAUCGUUAGCGGCCAAUUAUAAUUAAGAGGUUUUAAAAAAAACAGUGAUAAUGUGAAAAUUAAAAAUCGAACGAUUCGAAAUCGCCUAUCGUUGUACGUGGAGUUGAUAUCGGUUCUGUUAUUCAGUUCUAUUUCCUUCAUUUUUAUUCUUUUUUUCCUUCUUAGUAUCUAAGGGCGUUAUUAAUGGAUUUUGGUGAUUUCAAGUGAAUUCUGUGUAAACUAGGAUUAUCUUGGAUUUUUUUGUUUGGUAUAAUAUGGGUGUAUAUUUGAAAAGUACCAUGCCGCUGUUAAGUACGUUGGCCGCACUGGUUAUCAUUGUGAAUUCUGCUGAAGAAGACUUGGACGAAUAUGCACGGGAGCUAAGACCUAGGACCAUGGAGACUGACACCACAAACUACGAUGUGCCAUGGAGAGCAGUGAAAAUAGAGCCGAUGAUGACACAUUCAACACAAACUGAUACGUGGGACGGAUCUCUCGAAGAUCCGCCAAAACGCAGCAGACCCAUCCGAAAGCGCAGGCGUCGGCCGCAAGCAGCUCUGAGAGGACCACAGGAGAGAUAUUUGCAACCUGGAGAAUACAGACCCUACAAUACAGACAACUAUAGACCCCUCACAGAGAUACCGUACAGACGCCGAAAAAAGAUCGACACCAAACAAGACGACUGGAAUGGACGACCGGAAGCCGAGGAAAGUCCAAGACCAUUCCGAAGAAAAAACCCGAAAAGAACAUCGAAUCAGGAGUCUUGGCAUGAAUUCAGUGAGUUCGGUGACAUUCCUGCCGAAGAAAACUUGGAUAAUAACGCAGCAAUUCCAAAACACGAAGCUACAAAUUAUGACACCGAAGUAGAAAAUAGCGAAAGUCACCAGCCACGACUAACAAUAAAUCAAUUUUAUAACGAAGAGAAAAAUCGAAACGCAUUUGCGACAGUAGACGUUACCGCGGAAGACGACGACGAUGAACCAUUGCAGUUUCCUGCAAAUAAAGAUGAAUAUGAAGAACAAAACAAUCCCGAAGUAAAAGAGAAUAAGUCUCUAUCAGAAUUUUCGUUGGAAAAUGGUUCCCCUAUUCGAAUCUCACAAAACAGAAAUGAAAAUGGACAACAUGGCCAAGAAAAUUUAAAUGACAUUACCGAACAAAGUAAACCCUUGGACCCGAUUUCGCUAAAAGAUAUAUUACAAAAAUCGAAAGGGAAGAGUCUGAGUGAAUUACUGCAACAGCAUAAUCUUACUUUAGCCGAUCUACUCAGCGGCGAGAAAAAUGCUCUAUCAGUAUUAAAAACAACAGAAUUACCACAAACAGAAAAAGAAGCUAUCGAGGAGCUAUCUACGACAACCAAAACUCCCACGACUGAGACGUCAAGACCUUUAACAAGAAAAACACAUAGCGUUUUUGAACAUGCAAUGGAUGACAAAAAAGAUAUCAAUUUAGACGAGCUAUCGUCUUCAGAAGAAAUUGUUGCAACAACAUUCAGAUAUAGUACCACGGAAACAACAACAACCGUUGUUACUGACAAAACUAACACUAUAAAUAAAUUUAGGUUAAAACACUCUUUUAAUAAUGAAACUUAUAAUAUUCCUUUGAAUGAAACAUUUAAAGCUGGUAAAAGACGACGAUAUCCUACAGGCGUUCGGAUAAAUCUCCGCAUGAGACCACUAGGUAAUAACUCUUAUAAGGGACAGCUAAGUAGAGACAUGAUCAAUAUUACCAAUAGAAGAUAUCAAAAUAAUAACUUUACUAAAUUCAGGCAGUGGAAAGAACUCAUUCCAGCCAUUAAAAAUAUUACAAACUCACAGUUCAAUGUAAGCUUAGAAGAUACAGAUCAAGAAUCCACAACAUCGAUGCCUGAAGAAAUAACAACAGAAAAUAUUCCCCAAUUCAAUACACAAAGCAGCGAUGAAGCCGAAAUAGAAACAACAAAUACGAAUACAGACACAAUACCUACCACAACAGUCAAUAUUAUUGAAACAACGACUUAUGAAAUGAUUCCUCCAAUCAGACCAUCACUGGCUUCUAGAGUAAGAACGCGACAAAACAUAACCAACUUAAGGCAGCAAGCUUUUGUAAACAGAUUAAGAAAUAUAAAAUCAAAACACAAGAUUGCGACGAAUAAAACAUCACCGGGACAUUUACUUUCAGAAUUAUUUGAAAUGGCGAACUUAGUAUCGGCAUCUGAAUUUAUUGCAAAAAUGAAAUCAAAACCAAAAAAUGCAAGUGAUGUCCCGAUUGUAACGGUUACCACAGUAGAUGACCUUACAGAUACGUCAUCUAAAUCCCCCGUUCAAAAAUCUAUCAAAAGAUCGAGACCUCGUGAGAAGAAAUUGAAACUGUCCACAACUGAACCGCCUAUAGUUAGCACUACAGAGAAUGCUAAGCUUGAAAUAGAAGAAAUUCUCCAUGAUUCUUUAAGUAGCGCCACGUUGUCAAAAAUAUUAAGAGAAAGAAACAUGACGUUGUCUGAAUUAUUGGAACAUAGAGAACGUGGGUCCAGUCACGUGCAUUUAGCAGAUAUAUUCCACAACGCGUCACGGGAACCUAAUCCGCCUGAACCUUUUCUCUCCAAAUCUCUUAUUGAACCAAUAUCAAAGGAAACAUAUCCUUUGAGAGCGCUAUUAGAAGCCAAUUCACAUAACAGUACGGCGAGGCCAACAACAACCGUACCUUAUGUAACACAAACAGAAUACAUAAGCAUACCAAUGAUGAUGGAUUUCGGUAACAAUGUAAAUGAAAACGGUGAAAAUAUAGGAAUAUCGUCAUUGAUAAAUAACUUCACAGUGGAAAAUAAUACAAACCAUAUUAUGAAAAAUGUAAAGAACGAAGAUAAGAUCGCAGCAAUACUCACGAACAGAACAUCACGACAGAGUCGCGGUAAUGAAGAUUUAAUCACGCUCAAUGAAAUAUUUUCUUUAAUCCAAAGAAGUCGUAAUACGUCUGAAGAUAUGGUUGAACAUUCAUCAAAUGAUACAUCAGACUUAACAGUUAAGAAAAUUGUUCUAGAAGAAGACAUUAAUGGAGAUGGUUUAAUAGUUUUAGAAGACGUACAAGGACUCGAUCAUAACCCAUCUGAUGAAAAAGUAGAAUUCAAAUCAUUAGGAACUGAAGAGAACUCUCCAAAAAUUGUACCAGAGACAAUAAAUCCUAAUACAAGAUCGGCUACAGUUGUCACCGCUAGUAUUGUAGGACUAAUAGCUGUGUUAUUUCUUCUGACAUUUGUUACAUUUAGAUGGAAACAUCAACAACAUGUGUUUAUCAGAAAAUAUGGUUCCAGUGAAGAUAGAAUACCAUCACCUGUCUUUGAAAAUAGAAUGACCACGAAAACAAGCAGCAUGCGAAGUCUUAGUCCAAUGCUAACAUCUAAUAUUUAUUCAAUUGAUACUUUGGAAAAACCCCAUGAUAAAGAUUGUCCUGAAUACACAUGGGAUAGUUUAAGAAAACCAUAUCUGUAACUUGAUAAAUCUCAACGACUUUAUGCUAUUGUAAAUUUCAAUAUAGAUAGUUUAAAAAUUUUAAUAGUGACCUGAUUUUUAUUUA
Messenger RNA from Papilio machaon (common yellow swallowtail), 3556 nucleotides. RefSeq lists its product as uncharacterized. The record is from RefSeq and is a predicted model, not a curated record. Bases 283 to 3471 code for a protein of 1062 amino acids. NCBI's taxonomy places the organism in Eukaryota, Metazoa, Arthropoda, Insecta, Lepidoptera, Papilionidae. The transcript is spliced from 5 exons.